Messenger RNA from Acaulospora colombiana, 2169 nucleotides. Lineage: Eukaryota; Fungi; Glomeromycota; Glomeromycetes; Diversisporales; Acaulosporaceae. The record is from the annotation of a GenBank genome assembly.
AUGACCCGAUAUCGCAAAACGGCACCUUUAUUAUUCCUCCUUAUUGGGCUGAUAUUUGUUAUUCGUGCUCAUCCAACAGCAAGCGAGCGAAUAGGGUCUUCGGGUUUAUCGAACUUUCUGCAACACACAUUCAAAUCCAACGGGAGGACCCUGGACGAGUUGGACGACGAGUUUCUAGAAGAAAUUCUGCCCAGUGUAUCAUUGGUCACAAAUCGCGGAGAUGUGUUGCAGGCCUCUAGUCUCACGUGCAACAUUUGCAAUGCUAUUGCAAGUCGAGUUAAGGAAGUCAUGAUGCUAAAUAUCACACAAAAAGUCACCGUGGAACAAGGAAUCCUAAUUUGUACGGUCCUAAGGAUUCAAUCUCAUCGUGUGUGUUCCGAAAUAAUUCCGAAAUUUGGACCCUGGGCCAUGACAGUUCUUGCGCAUUCUGUGUUCUCCGCGGAAAAUUUGUGCUCCAAGGCUCAUCUAUGCCCAAAGCCUGACACAAAGAAACCCGAAGUAAUUAACCUCCCGGAACCACAACCCGUUAAGACGCGUGUUACGACAGGUGAAAGAUUGUGGAUGAUUCACCUGAGCGAUUGGCAUUACGAUCCCGAAUAUAAAGAGGGAUAUGAGGUAAACUGCGGGGAACCGAUUUGUUGUCGACCUCCAAAUGCUUUCGGUGACAAGGCCAAGAGUCCGGCGGGAAAAUGGGGAGACUAUAAUUGCGAGGUUGAUAGAGAAUAUGUUGGAGUUUAUACCGACCGUGGUGCCUCGGUUGGACUACAUCGUGUCUACUGGGUAACUCCAAUUCUAAGAUUGUUAACAUCUUAUGUGAUGGGAGAAAAUAUGCUCACGAUUUACUUGCUUGAUUCACUUUAUCGAAAAUUUAGAGAUUUGCCUCCGCAUGACGUUUGGUCCGAAACACAAUCAUCCAUAAUGGAGACCACCAAUCAGACUGCAUCCAUUUGGCACAGAUUCUUUACAUCCACUCCAUUUUUUCCUAUCAUUGGAAAUCACGAAUCCGCACCGGUAAAUUCUUUUCCCACAUCAUCAAUUGGUAUUUCCUCUGUUUCUUGGUUAUACGAUACGUUGGCGACACAGUGGAAUGGUUGGCUCUCCCCCAACACUUUGAGGUCGAUCGAGCAGAAAGGUUUUUAUUCGACAAGAUUGCCGAAGGAUAAUUUGCGAAUAAUUGGAUUAAACACAAAUUUUUGGUAUAAAUUCAACUGGUGGAUGCUCAUGAGGCCAAGAGAAGAAUGGGAUCCUGAAUGGAUGCUGAAAUGGAUGGUUGAACAGUUACACGAAGCAGAGUCACUCGGCGAAAAACACAUGUCAGCAGUUGAUCUCGAUGCGUUCCCAUCUUUCGGUGUAUAUUACUCCCAAAUUGUAACCAGAUUUAAAGACACCAUCGUUGGUCAAUUCUAUGGUCAUUCUCAUUGGGAUGAAUUUCAAGUCAUCUAUGACGUUCAGACGACGCAAAAGGAACCCGUUGGCGUUGCCUACUUGGCCCCAAGCGUUACCUCAUUCAAGAACAUGAACCCGGCGUUCAGACUAUACGAGAUUGAUAAAAGCACCAAACAAAUUGUCAACCAUUAUACAUACUCGAUGGACCUGAGGGCGGCAAAUCGUGAUGACAAACCCGAGUGGAAAUUGUUGUACGACGCGAAAUCGUUGUACGGACUCGAGGAUCUUCAACCCAAGAGCUGGCAUGACCUCACCGAAAGAUUCAUUCAUGACGAAAGCACCUACAAAACCUUCCAAAGGAUGGCAUCCCGAGACCAACAUCUCAACAAAUACGGUUCCUGCCGGUCAUUUGAAAGUCAACAACAAUGUCGCAAUCGAAUAAUCUGUAAGCUUCGAGGAACAUUUCCUCGUCAUGGACCAUUCCGCGACGAUGAACUCUGCAAGAAACAAUCGUGGUUUCCGCACUUACCCGAAGAAUGGUUUUUGUCCGCCACCAUGGGCAAACAUAUAAAUGUCAUGGUGGAUUUGGAUAAGGUUGACGCCGACGAAUUAAGCGGGAAAAAUAUUAAGAUCAAGGUUAAAGUUGAUGGGCUUGUAGAGGGGCAAGAUGAAGGUGGAGAUGAGGAGGACAUAGGUGGAGUUACCUUUGAGGGACUCCCAAAGACCAUUGUGAGAUUGGUGAUGGGACUGGUGAUGGGUGGUGAUGACGUUGUGUGUCGUUAA